Molecule: messenger RNA, 791 nt
Organism: Paramecium octaurelia
Lineage: Eukaryota; Ciliophora; Oligohymenophorea; Peniculida; Parameciidae
Source: the annotation of a GenBank genome assembly
GAUGGAUCGUAAUCUAUUCAUAAUAUUAGAGAAAAGACGAGCUAUAAUAGUUAAUUGAUGAGUAAAAUAAGGAGGAGUUCUCGGAUGAUUAAGAUUUGGUGUCUCAUAUAGAUAUUGAGGAUUUUGAAUCUCGAUUACAUACCAGUCAAUCUUUUGUGAGGGAAAAACCUCCAUAACAGAAUCCGAGAGCUCAAUCUGGCAUGACUCAAACUGGGAAACAACCAUAGAGUGUUAAGGAUCUCAAUGAGAAAAUGUAGUAAAAUCUAGCAAAAAAACAAGUUAAUUAAUAGACAAGAGUGUAAGCAUAAUAGAGAUCCUCGUAAUAACAAUAAUUUUCACAAACUCAACAAGUUCAGAAGAAGCAAGAGUAUUACAACAUUUAAAAUAAUUAAGCAAGAGGAAAUCUGUGGAGCCUAGAGCAAACAAUCCUCGUUAAGUUUUGGAGCAGGCUCAGAAAGACAAUUAGGAGUUACUGUAAAGGUUGGGAGCAAUGAAGAGGUAACUGCAAUCCUUGGAGGCUGAGAAUGCUGAAUUGAAACUUGAAAUUUAGAGGAAGGGCAAUUCAAGUGGUUUUUUGCCAAAGAUAGAGUAGGCAGCCAAUUCAGAAGUGAAAUUGCUGAAGAUGGAGAAUGAGGAGUUGAAGAGAAUCAUCUAAAAAUAAAAUGUAUCAGAAGUGCAUCAUUUUUUGUUAGGGCAGUGAUUCUGGGAAGAUGUUAUAAAUGUAUGGUUUGCAGGUUGUGAAGUUGAAAUGUAGAAUAGAUGAGUUGACUUAAUAACUGGAGAAGCAGUGA